Molecule: messenger RNA, 1305 nt
Organism: Blumeria graminis f. sp. triticale
Lineage: Eukaryota; Fungi; Ascomycota; Leotiomycetes; Helotiales; Erysiphaceae
Source: the annotation of a GenBank genome assembly
AUGUCUAAUACCGAUUUCUUGGGCCGUGCUAUAGAUGUGGUAAAAAAAGCGAUUGAAGCUGAUACAGCCGCCGAGUACGAGAAAGCCUACCAGCUCUAUUACCAAUCACUUGAGCUAUUUAUGCUAGCACUAAAAUGGGAGAAAAAUAUUAAAUCAAAAGAAAUGAUACGGGCUAAGGCAGGUGAAUAUAUGGAGCGUGCGGAAAAGCUCAAAGCACAUUUGGCAGAUGUUGAUGGCAAGCGAAAAGCGACCAGCGUAAAUGGUGCUAAUGUAAGGAGUACGGCAAGCAAUGGAAAAAACGAUGACAAGGAGAGCGACGUCGACCCUGAAAGUAAAAAAUUAAGGAGCGCUCUUGCCGGCGCCGUUCUUCAAGACAAACCAAAUAUCAAAUGGGAAGAUGUUGCAGGUCUAGAGGGCGCAAAGGAAGCACUGAAAGAAGCCGUUAUUCUUCCUAUCAAAUUUCCACAUUUAUUCACUGGCAAGAGACAGCCGUGGAAAGGUAUCCUUCUAUACGGGCCACCCGGAACGGGAAAAUCUUACUUAGCCAAAGCUGUAGCUACCGAAGCAAAUAGUACGUUUUUUAGCGUAAGUAGUUCUGACUUGGUCAGUAAAUGGAUGGGGGAGUCGGAAAGGUUAGUCAAGCAACUCUUUGCGAUGGCACGAGAAAAUAAACCCUCUAUAAUAUUUAUUGAUGAAGUAGACGCUUUAUGUGGACCUCGAGGGGAGGGAGAAUCAGAAGCCUCACGUCGUAUCAAGACAGAGAUGUUAGUUCAGAUGGAUGGAGUUGGACGUGAUAGUAAGGGCAUUCUAGUGCUUGGGGCUACAAAUAUACCAUGGCAGCUAGAUGCGGCAAUUCGAAGAAGAUUUCAAAGACGUGUUCAUAUCUCCCUUCCAGAUCUACCCGCACGCACAAAAAUGUUUGAGAUCAGCGUGGGAACAACGCCUUGCGAAUUAAAUGGUGCAGAUUUUAGAAAGUUGGGUGAAUUAAGUGAGGGGUACUCGGGAAGUGAUAUUAGCAUAGCUGUGCAAGAUGCUCUUAUGCAGCCAGUUCGAAAGAUUCAAAUGUCCACACACUACAAAAAGGUAAUGGAUGGAACCACAGAAAAAUUAACACCUUGCUCUCCUGGCGAUGCUGGAGCUAUGGAAAUGAACUGGACUGAAGUAGAAUCAGACAAGCUUUUGGAGCCUCCACUUCAAUUGAAAGACUUUAUUAAAGCAGUAAAAGGUGCACGACCAACAGUAUCACAAGAAGACAUUAAACGAAGUGAAGAAUGGACUGAGGAGUUUGGGAGCGAAGGUGCUUGA